This is a messenger RNA of Carassius auratus (goldfish), 1352 nucleotides long. RefSeq names its product coiled-coil-helix-coiled-coil-helix domain containing 1 (gene chchd1). The record is from RefSeq and is a predicted model, not a curated record. Gene Ontology annotation, molecular function: RNA binding. The transcript has 3 exons. Gene Ontology annotation, cellular component: nucleoplasm; mitochondrial ribosome; mitochondrion. The coding region runs from base 175 to 522 and encodes 115 amino acids. Gene Ontology annotation, biological process: mitochondrial translation. Lineage: Eukaryota; Metazoa; Chordata; Actinopteri; Cypriniformes; Cyprinidae.
AGAUAACGUUUUCCGACAGAAAAUGGCGACUUACGCAUGAGGACGUGAAGUAAGCAAGAAGUGCUCGGCAAUGACAUUUAAGUCAUUACUUAUGUUAUAUUAUUAGGCUUCGUUUCACUCCUGUUUUGGAUUUAAUGUUUGUGCCGUCUCGGUAAGAGGCAUUAUUGAAAAGCGAUGAGUGGACCUGUGAUUCAAGAGAAGGUUGCUAAACUGUUAAGCAGACAGAAUGGAAAACCUGUUCUGAGACCCAUCAAACCUCUGGCGCUGAAGAACGAGGUCGCCAGCCGCAGCCUAAGGAAGGGAGAGGCCACCUGUGUAACUGAAAUGUCAUUACUUAUGGCUUGCUGGAAACAGAAUGACUUCAACAACUCGGUCUGCUCUAAAGAAGUCUCAGCCUUCUACACAUGUGUUGAAAAGGCGCAGAUCAAGGCCAAAGGAAAGCAGGGACCGCAGGGUCGACUUUUGCCUAAAGAAGCCAACACCUUAUUAAAACGAUUUCCCAACAUGAGCAGUGAGAUCUAGGACCAGUAAUGCAGAUUAGUCAAAGAGUGGACACUUUUAUAAUCUGAGGACUUUAGUCUGAGUGUAUGACUGGGCCAGGCAGUUGAAGAGAACGGGUGUGGAAAGGUUUUUGUUUUUUGUUUUUUAAAUGCAAUGAAGCUGUCACUGGGGCUCAAUCUCUGCCAAAAGGACAUCAGCGGGUGCUCACAAAGCAAAUGAAUUGCAUUCGUAAGGUUUUGUAUUAAGGCACUUUUGGUGAUUACUACAUUACUGCACUCCUGCAGGUCAUCUCAUCAGAGCAGUACAAAGAAACAAACACUGGUUCCUUCACACUUAAAGGGAUAGUUAACCCUAAAAUGAAAAUCUGUCACCCUUUACUCAUCUUCAUUUCUUCUUUUGUGUUCAACAGAUGAAAUGGGUCAUACAGGUUUGUAAUGACAUAAGGGUGAGUAAAUGAUGAUAGAUUUUCAUUUUUGGUUGAAAGUGUCCCAUUUUGUAAUUGGAGUUAUUGAUGUUUGACAAAACCAUUGUUACUUCUCAUAUAACCUGAAUGUUAUUAUAUUGGUUUUUUUUGGUACUACUUUUUGAAAUCUCCCCUGCAUAAUUGAGCUGUGAUCUGUAAAACCCAGCAGUUUAUUUAUUUUACAAAUUUUCUUCCUGUUUGGUGCUGUGUCCACAAUAUAAUUAGUCUCAGCCAUUUUCAAUUAUCAGAAAACGGAGAUCAAGGGAGAAGUACUCCGUGCUGGAUCACAUUACAUGCCAGAACACAGUGUAUUGAAUUUGACCACAAGAGCUCGGCGAUGAAGAUAUAAAUAACUCAUUAUUAAACAUAUUAACUUACAAGCAAUUCA